AUGGCAUCUUCAACCGUUAGCGUGCUCCUCAUCCUGGGACUUCUGGGUCUGGGUGGAGCCUUUGAUAUUCAACAUUUUACCAGUGGAUCCUUGUCGCUUUAUAAUGCCACAACGGUGCCCCCCAAUUUGGUCGCUGUCAUAGAGUCGGAGAUCGAUGGAAACUGGGCAAGGAGCCCCAUCGUCCUUAAAUGGGCGGACCAAGCGCAGACACAGGAGCUAAGGGAUGCAAUUUACACAGCUCUUUGGGAGCAGCUUUGGCGGAUGAAGCACAUUGACAAUGCCGCAGAUAUUCUAAACCUGUACGAUGAGCUAACUUGGAGAGCCGAUGUGCCCUUGGAGGACCAAGCGAAGAAAUGGGAGCUCCAUGAUAAUAUUCUCAGCGCCCUAUGGAACACUACUCAGCGGAACGAUACCAUAAAACUCUCCAAUCUUUACAGUCAGUUUUCUAGACGCAAGGAUGUGCCUUCCAGUUGGUUCCUCUUAAUUAACCAGACGAUUAUUGAUCGCUGUGUCCUCCUAUUCGAGGCUCAAUUGUACUCAGCAAAACCUAAAGAGACUUUUUCGUGGAUCAACCUUUACUGUCUGGCCGUGACUUCGCCUCAACCUUUGGAAGACAUACUGCAAGUCCUUUUCGACACUGUUCUGGUCAUGGAAACUCCCUCGAGUGUGGCAAAACGACUUGAGAACUUCAACAGCAGUUUGACCCUGCAGACCCAGGCUAAUCUGAAACUAUUCGAAAGGGUGGUGGAGACAGGAAAAGCUGAUAUUCCAGCGCUUCAAGCCCUGCAAAAUAACCUCAGAAGUUUACUGGAGAAUCCCCGUUUCGACAAGGAUGUAGAUGGAUCACUAAGAGCACAGGUAUAUGCGCGCCUCUCCAAGGAGGAGCAACUGCUAUACACCGCCCGGAAGAUAUGCAUCCGCAAUGUGACUGCUGGGUCUCUCUACAUGCACGAGUGCCCGCGGACCUUGUUAAUGUGCAACAAUUACCAGAGGAGCGUCAGGGCUCCAUUUUCCGUGCAACGUUUGCUCACCAACGACAGCCGGCCGCAGUUCGCCUUUUACAGUGAUUACUGGAAACGCUAUCUAGUUCUUAACAAGAAUGUUCAAACUCCGACCAAUGCCAGCAUCACCAAAGACGUGUACAGUCAGACCUAUUUUUCCUGGUGGCGAGUGGUGUACGGUAAUGGUGGUAUCUCCCUGUUCGAUUCAGAAACCGAAAACUCCGUUGUGUGCGCUGGAGAUCCCUCUCAAACAGUUGGAGGUGAGGUCCAGGUCUAUACACGAAAGGCUGCUGAGUUCCAGACCCAUCAGAGGGAAUGUACCUGGAGCCUGGAGGACUGCAGCUUUGUUUAA
Drosophila serrata is the source of this 1353-nucleotide messenger RNA. RefSeq lists its product as uncharacterized. Lineage: Eukaryota; Metazoa; Arthropoda; Insecta; Diptera; Drosophilidae. The record is from RefSeq and is a predicted model, not a curated record.